This is a messenger RNA of Suillus subalutaceus, 1148 nucleotides long. RefSeq lists its product as uncharacterized. The transcript has 8 exons. Gene Ontology annotation, cellular component: nucleus. Lineage: Eukaryota; Fungi; Basidiomycota; Agaricomycetes; Boletales; Suillaceae. Bases 120 to 860 code for a protein of 246 amino acids. Gene Ontology annotation, biological process: positive regulation of neuron differentiation. The record is from RefSeq and is a predicted model, not a curated record.
CCUUGAAAGAAGAUGAACAGUGCACGGAGUCCUAGCAAAUUCUGCACUCAACCCACUCACACACCUACCCGAGACCCCAGGGCCCUUCACUGCAGCUGGCUCGAUUUCUGACAUUUCCAAUGUAUCAACAGUUCCCCGCUGCAUCAUCCAACGAUUAUGGCCAAAUGAUAAUGUCUGCGCCUGCUGCAGGCCCCAGCACCGUAGCACCACAUGCAACUACUACCGCUCCACAACCAGUCACACCAAAACCGCAGCCGCUUGUGGCGACUGGUAAUUGGACGACUGAGCUCGUCCAGCUUGCUAAGACAGCUGAACUCAAAAAACAUUCCCUGACACUGCAACUCCAUACCGCUAAUAUAGUUGCUGCCCAUAAUACCCUCGAACAAAAGGAUAAGACAAUUCAGGAUAUCAAAGAGCAAAAAAACCGAUUGGACAGCGAACGUGCACGGUUACUUAACGCACUAGCAGAGAUCAAUGCAGACCGUGACAAGGUGGAUCUCCUCGAAGCCUCUAUCACACGAGAGUGUGCGGAUCUGAGGCAACAAAUCCAAAACCUCCAAGAAGGUGAAUAUGCUAUCGCAAAAGCGGACGUUGAUCGCUUGCGGGCCGAGCUCGGUCAGCCUCCGCUCCCCCCACUCCAAACUAAGCUUGAUGAGAAGACAUCUCAGUAUUUGCGUGAUCGUCGGGUGAAUGGGGAAAAACGCACUGUGAGCGACAGUCAACCAGAUCAGCCUAGUACUACGAAACGCCCACGAGGUCGACCCAAGGGCAGCAAAAACCGUGGUGGCAAAGCAGGUGGCAACGCACCUAGCGGAAGUGCGAGUACUAGCGGCAGUGCAGUAGCUGGUGGCGCUACGUGAUUGACCAGUGACAUGUGACAAUGUAGGCGAUCUGGUAUGUGAUGGCUUGGCGGGCGUGAAUGAAGGACAAUCAUUUUGCGGGCCACAUACCUAUGAGUUAGUUUUGAGUUUUAUUGAUAGCAGGCUUGAGGCCUGAGGCUUGGGCUCGAUGCAGGGACAGCUAGGGACGGACGUUGUGGGUUCUAUAUGGAUACCUGUAGAUACAAGCUGUACUUGCAUCACAUACAUCACGAAUUACUUUAUCGAACUUCGUAACUGAUCGAUGAUCUGCUCCCCUGUGAUGCUGUG